Molecule: messenger RNA, 954 nt
Organism: Rotaria sp. Silwood2
Lineage: Eukaryota; Metazoa; Rotifera; Eurotatoria; Philodinida; Philodinidae
Source: the annotation of a GenBank genome assembly
AUGACGGGAUCAAUACAUAAACACAAUCGUCAACAUACUUCAGCAAAAGGUUGUUCAAAAAUGGUUAAAUCUCAUGACUCUCAAUUUCGUCAAUCGUUAUCUACUGAUUCAACUGAAUUAAUGAAUCAUGAUGAUCAACACAAAAAAAAAUUAUUUUAUAGAUGGGAAAAUAAACAAGUUGACAAUGAUUCAGCUAAGAAAGAAAGUAAACAACAACUGAAACAUAUUUCUGUGCCAAAACUCAAUGAUAAUGAAGAUAAAUCAUUAAUUAAAGCAUUCGUUCUUAAUCAUAAUAAAGUUAGUUCUGAACAUGAAAUUCAACAUGAAUCGCAGCUUGCACUUAUGAAGGACGAUCUCCAACUUGCAAAGAACAUUCCGGAUCAUAUGAAAAAAGAUUUUUGUUCGGAUACAAAGGUUGCAUUCCAUGCUGAAUUUGUCCGACUUAUUUCAGGUCCAUUGUUAUUAUGUUAUAAUGUUAAUUAUAAACUUUUUUCUGACGAAGAAUUCAUCAGUUUAUCAUAUAUGAAUUUAAAUUUUCAAUAUUGCAAACUUGACAAUGCUAAAGCACAAUUCAAAUGUCCGAAUACAUGUUGUAAACAUACAUGGACAUCAGCACGAGCUCGAAUUUCAUUUUUACUUAGUUCGCAAGAUAUUGGAUUUAUUGUACUUAAAAUUUUUGGACAACAUUGUCUACGUUGUGGUACAUAUGUUCAUGCUCUUUGGUAUAUUGAUGAAGUUUGUCGAGUCAUGAAAAAUUUAGCUAAGUUAUUUUUUGAAAUCUAUUUUCCCGAUAUGAUAAACAAUGUCGAUUUUGGAAAUCAAGAAUUCAUACAAAAUGAUACAACACGAUCUCGUCAAAUACGCCAUGAUCCUGCUCAAAGAAAAGGAAAAAUGUUGGCACCACAUGCUAAAGAAUAUUGCGAAGCAUGUCGACACGGCUUAUGUUUCACCUAA